This is a messenger RNA of Glycine soja, 4170 nucleotides long. Its product is annotated as importin-5-like. Lineage: Eukaryota; Viridiplantae; Streptophyta; Magnoliopsida; Fabales; Fabaceae. Gene Ontology annotation, molecular function: protein binding; nuclear import signal receptor activity. The transcript is spliced from 20 exons. The record is from RefSeq and is a predicted model, not a curated record. Gene Ontology annotation, biological process: protein import into nucleus. Gene Ontology annotation, cellular component: cytoplasm; nucleus. The coding region runs from base 124 to 3486 and encodes 1120 amino acids.
UUAGGAACCUGAGAGAAACGGAUAUAUCGAAACCCGCCAUUUAAAAUCCCUCCCUCAGCAACACAAACCCAAACCCUUGGCGUUUUCGUCUUCCCUCGCAUUCUUCAGAACACAGAGAGAGGGAUGGCGAGCGAUUCGAUUCAGCAGAGCGAAGCCCAAGUGGCGCUAAUCCUGGGCCCGGACUCGGCCCACCUGGAAUCCCUAAUCUCCCAAUUGAUGUCUUCCUCCAACGACCAGCGCUCCCAGGCGGAGUCCCUCUUCAACCUCUGCAAGCAGGCCCGCCCUGAGGCCCUCUUAUUGGGCCUGGCCCACCUCCUCCACUCCUCCCCGAACCCGGAGACCCGCACCAUGUCCGCCAUCCUCCUCCGCCGCCACCUCACGCGCCACCACGACUCCUUCCUCUGGCCUCUCCUCUCCCCCCCGGCCCGCUCCUCCCUCCACUCCCUCCUCCUCUCCUCCCUCCACAACGAGCCCCUCAAAUCCAUCACCAAGAAGCUCUGCGACACCGUCUCCGAGCUCGCCGCCGCCACCCUCCCCGACGACUCUGCCGCCUGGCCCGACCUCCUCCCCCUCCUCUUCCAGUGGGUCACCUCCCCCGACCCCAGGCUCCAAGAAAUCUCGCUCCUUAUUUUCGCCCAAUUGGCUCAUUACAUCGGCCAAACCCUACUCCCUCAAAUCUCCACUCUCCACUCCGUCUUCCUCCGCUCCCUUCACUCCUCCACCCCCUCCGACGUCCGCAUCGCCGCCCUCGCCGCCGCCAUCAACUUCAUCCAAUGCCUCACGAAUUCCUCCGACAGAGACCGCUUCCAAGACCUCCUCCCUCUCAUGAUGCAGACCCUCACCGAGGCGCUGAACUCCGGCCAGGAGGCCGUCGCUCAGGAGGCGCUUGAGCUUCUCAUCGAGCUCGCUGGCACCGAGCCGCGCUUCCUCCGGCGACAAAUUGUCGACGUCGUGGGGUCCAUGUUACAGGUCGCAGAAGCUGAGACUUUGGAGGAAGGAACACGGCACUUGGCGAUUGAGUUUGUGGUUACUCUCGCCGAGGCAAGGGAGCGUGCUCCCGGCAUGAUGAGGAAGUUUCCACAGUUUGUGAGGAAGCUUUUUGGUGUGUUGAUGAAUUUGGUGCUUGAUAUCGAGGAUGAUCCUGCGUGGCACGGUGCAGUGGAUGAGGAUGAGGAUGAGGACGCCGGCGAGACGAGUAACUAUGGCUUUGGACAGGAGUGUCUGGAUAGGCUUUCGAUUUCGCUCGGUGGGAACACCAUUGUGCCGGUUGCCUCUGAGUUGCUGCCCACCUACUUGGCUGCUCCUGAGUGGGAAAAGCACCAUGCUGCGCUCAUUGCUCUUGCGCAAAUCGCCGAGGGUUGUUCCAAGGUUAUGAUAAAGAAUCUGGAGCAGGUAUUGUCAAUGAUUUUGAAUUCAUUUCGUGAUCCUCACCCUCGAGUGCGAUGGGCAGCUAUAAAUGCAAUUGGGCAGUUGUCCACGGAUUUGGGGCCAGACUUGCAGGUUAAAUUUCACCACUUAGUGCUUCCGGCUUUGGCUGGAGCCAUGGAUGAUUUUCAAAAUCCAAGAGUACAGGCUCAUGCUGCUUCUGCAGUGCUAAAUUUCACUGAGAAUUGUACCCCAGAUAUCCUAACACCUUACUUAGAUGGGAUUGUGAGCAAACUUUUGGUACUCCUGCAGAAUGGGAAGCAAAUGGUUCAAGAAGGGGCUUUGACAGCCUUAGCAUCUGUUGCAGAUUCUUCAGAGGUGCAAUUUCAGAAGUAUUAUGAUGCUGUGAUGCCAUACUUAAAAGCUAUUUUGGUGAACGCAAAUGAUAAAUCUAAUCGUAUGCUUCGAGCCAAAGCAAUGGAGUGCAUUAGUUUGGUAGGAAUGGCUGUUGGAAAGGAGAAGUUCAGGGAUGAUGCCAAACAGGUCAUGGAUGUCUUGAUGUCACUGCAACAAUCUCAACUGGAUGCUGAUGAUCCAACUGCAAGUUACAUGUUACAAGCAUGGGCACGGCUUUGCAAGUGCCUUGGGCAGGAUUUUCUCCCAUAUAUGGGUUUUGUGAUGCCUCCUUUGCUCCAGUCUGCACAACUUAAGCCCGAUGUGACCAUUACAUCAGCGGAUUCUGAUACUGAAUUUGAUGAAGAUGAUGACAGCAUUGAAACAAUUACACUUGGGGAUAAAAGGAUAGGCAUUAAGACUAGUGUGUUGGAGGAGAAGGCCACUGCUUGUAACAUGCUAUGUUGCUAUGCUGAUGAGUUGAAGGAAGGAUUUUUUCCUUGGAUUGACCAGGUUGCUUUCACAUUGGUUCCUCUUCUUAAAUUUUACUUCCAUGAAGAAGUUAGGAAGGCAGCAGUUUCAGCCAUGCCGGAACUGUUGUCCUCGGCAAAAUCAGCUGUAGUGAAGGGACAAUCACAAGGUCGUGAUGAGACUUAUGUGAAACAGCUUUCUGAUUAUAUAAUACCAAAUUUGGUGGAGGCUUUACACAAGGAGCCAGAAGUAGAAAUUUGUGCAAGCAUGUUGGAUGCAUUGAAUGAAUGCAUACAGGUCUCUGGAUCACAUCUAGAUGAAAAGCAAGUUCGGAGCAUUGUUGAUGAGAUUAAACAAGUCCUUACGGCCAGUUCAUCAAGAAAACAUGAAAGAGCAGAGAGGGCCAAAGAAGAGGACUUUGAUGCUGAAGAAAGAGAACUACUCAAUGAAGAAAAUGAGCAAGAAGAGGAGCUUUUUGAUCAAGUUGGUGAUUGCUUGGGAACUUUGAUAAAAACAUUCAGGACAUCUUUCUUGCCUUUCUUUGAUGAGCUGUCCUCAUACCUAACACCUUUGUUUGGUAAAGACAAAACCUCAGAGGAAAGGAGAAUUGCCAUUUGUAUAUUUGAUGAUGUUGCUGAGCACGGUCGUGAAGCCGCUCUUAAAUAUUAUGAUUCUUUUCUUCCAUUCUUACUCGAAGCUUGCAAUGAUGAAUAUCCCGAUGUUCGACAGGCUGCUGUUUAUGGUGUUGGUGUUUGUGCUGAGUUUGGUGGAUCUGUUUUCAGCCCCCUUGUUGGAGAGGCACUUUCAAGGUUAGAUGCUGUGAUAAGGCAUCCAAAUGCACUACAUGCUGAUAACAUAAUGGCAUAUGACAAUGCCGUCUCAGCUCUUGGAAAAAUAUGCCAAUUCCAUCGUGAUAGCAUAAAUGCAGCACAGGUUGUUCCUGCCUGGCUAAGUUGCUUGCCUAUAAAAGGUGAUUUAAUUGAAGCUAAGGUUGUGCAUGACCAACUUUGUUCAAUGGUUGAAAGAUCUGAUAGAGAACUUAUAGGUCCCAACAAUCAAUAUCUUUCCAAAAUUGUUGCAGUUUUUGCCGAGAUUUUAUGUGCGGGAAAUGAUCUGGCAACCGAACAGACUGUUAGUAGGAUGAUUAAUUUAUUGAGGCAGCUUCAACAGACUUUACCACCUUCUACCCUUGCUUCAACCUGGUCAUCCUUGCAGCCUCAGCAGCAGCUUGCACUUCAGUCCAUCCUAUCAUCCUAGUAGUUUUGGUCAGAAGAUGCGUGUCUAUUGUCAUGGGAUGUCAUAGUUACCUUUUCAGAAGCUGCUUUGUCAGGUCAAAUUCAUUCCUUAGCAUCAUUGGAGUGUCUUUUUUUGAGAAGCAGCUGCGUCUGGUUCGUGUUUCAUGAUUGCUGAUUCCAUACUUGGUUAUGCAAGCCAGGACUUGAGGUAUGGCUUUGUCACAGAGGCAGAGCAUUGUUGAGUUGGUUUGGAUGGGAAACAGUUUUGGUGUGAAAUGUGUAUACUGUGUUAUAGUCAGAAGGAAUUCUCAAAUGAACAGUGACUCGAUCCUGUCUGUGGAUGAUGGGGACGAGGCGUGACCCUGAGUCAUGCAUGGCUCAGGCAAAUCGCAUAGCAUUCUUUUGUUUAUUUUUGAGUUGUAACAGUUUUGAUGGGUCAUUUCUUUUGGAUGUUGGAAGCAAAUCGUCAUAGUUAAAUUAAUUUGUAUAUCUGCAUGCUUCUUUCCCUGCGCUUUUCCUUCCUAUCACGUAUCCUAUGUUAGGAUAGAGAAAAUAGAGAUGAGUAGGGCAGAAAGCUGUAGGUGGCGAAAAAAACAAGUUAACUUUAGGUUUGUUUGGAGACACGGUGUCUAGGGUGCACAAGCAUAACUCCUUUCGCACCAUGCAAAAGUAUUUCUUCACCGUUAAAUUUUAUAAAUUUUGAAUC